Messenger RNA from Anolis carolinensis (green anole), 7369 nucleotides. RefSeq names its product DnaJ heat shock protein family (Hsp40) member C12 (gene dnajc12). Bases 157 to 741 code for a protein of 194 amino acids. Lineage: Eukaryota; Metazoa; Chordata; Lepidosauria; Squamata; Anolidae. The record is from RefSeq and is a predicted model, not a curated record. The transcript is spliced from 5 exons. Gene Ontology annotation, cellular component: cytoplasm.
CAUCUCAGUGUAUAAAACCAGCCGCAGAGAAAUCUCAGCAUCAUUGCCUGUUAUCUGCUGUCACGUACUUGUUUUAAAAUAGCCUUGGGUUGUGCAAGUGAUAUCUGCAGGCUUCUCGCCUUUCACAUUUAAGAGAACAGAAACAGGUGGAAACAAAUGGAUGCGAUUUUGAACUGCAGACUGGAGGAAAUGGAAGAUUAUUACAGCUUGUUAGGCUGUGAUGAAUUGUCCACAGUGGAACAGAUUGCUGCAGAAUUUAAGGUGAGAGCACGUGAGUGCCAUCCUGACAAGCAUCCUGCAAACCCACAAGCUGUGGAAAAAUUUCAGCAGCUGCAGCAAGCCAAAGAGAUUUUGACCAAUGAAGACAGCCGAGUCCGUUACGAUUACUGGCGGAGAAGCAAAAUUGCCAUCCCAUUCCAGCAGUGGGAGGCUUUGAGCAACUCUAUCAAAACAUCAAUGCACUGGGCUGUCAAAGGCAAAAAAGAGCCAAUGCUAGAAGCUCCUGGUUUACCUCUAAACGAUAAGAAGGCUGGUGAUUUUUCCCAGAAGGAAGAACAUAACCACGGAGAAUUGUUAGAUGACAAAAAGGAGCUGGAAGGUUUUGCUCCCUCUGAUGAUAUCUCACCAAAGAGCCCUGAUACUCCUGGAUUUUCUGAUCUAAACUGUUGGCAUUUACGUUUCCGCUGGUCGGGUGAAACGCCAUCUGAACUCCUGCGCAAAUUCAGGAACUAUGAAAUAUGAAGCAGAGGACGAGAUGUGUGUAGAUGACCAAAUAAGUGUUGAACCUUGUGUUCACCAUUUCAGUAUUUUCAUAUAUGUUUAUGCCAACAAAUAUUAUUUUUCCAUUCUAUACUUUGGUACUGCAAUCAUUGCCUUGUGAACGAUUUCCAUAUCAAAGAUUGCUUCUGUUUUGACUUGUGCACUUUAGCUGUAUAUUUAUUCUUUACUAGCAUGCCUACUAUAUGGAUCGUGCCUUUUAGCAACUUUUUAUUGAAGUUCAUAUUUAUCAUAUACAUGAUUUAUUCGCUGAGGCCAGAAAAGUACUUACAGCAGCCUGUAGACUUUGUAUUCCCAGGGUCUUUGGCUCUUCACUUCUGUCAGCCUCAGGGCCCUUCUACAUUGCCAUAUAAAAUCCACAUUAUCUGCUUCGAACUGGAUUAUAUGGCAGUGUAGACUCAUAUAAUCCCAUUCAAAACAGAUAAUGUGGAUUAUCUGAUUUGAUAAUCUGGAUUAUAUGGCAGUGUAGAAAGGGUCUUAGUUAUCCAAAUACUCUUAAAUGAUAAGUUGCCAGAUAUAUCUAAUUGUGCAAAUGCCGAAGAAUGGCGGUUUUGUGUUGUAGCGGAAACCAGACUUCCCCUCUUCUCGGCUUGUGUGUCUGUGCGGACGCAGUGGAAGUAGGAGACAGACAACUGGAGGUUUUUUCCAAAGAAAGCAGUUUACUAAAAGUUUCCUGCAGCUGCAGAGGUUCAUCCCACGCACAACUAGAUGCUGAAAAGGGAGAACCCCGCAGACAGGGUCGAGUGUCUAUUUAUACAAUUCAGUGGGUUCAGUUUACGACCGCCCACAUAUCAAACCAUUGGUGCAUAUUUGUGGUGCAGUAUUACAUUUCAUUACUUUCGUUUCUCUCAAAACACAUGAUUUCAGGGAAACCAUGUGUUAACUCAUCGGCUGUGUUCCUGGCCUGCUCGUACCUCCUUAUAUGGCCAUUUCCUCCUACCCCUUCAUUCCUGCCUUAUUCCCCCAUUUUUUUUUUUUUUGCGAAGCGUGUAUACAAAAGCUGAAGCAAACUAAAUGAGCAGACUUAUGGGUCCCUCCAAUCCCUUCUAGCUUGCAGCCAAGCUAUCUUUUCAGUGGAAAAUGAGCGCAGAAUAGCAUUUGUACAUAGUUUCAUCACCAGAGGUAAACAACACAUGAGGAUUAAAAAUAUUAAUCAGGUUUUAGAAAGGACAUAGUCCACAGUAGAAUUCUGAUCUAGCCCAGUCAUUUGGCUUCUUCCGAUGAUGGAUUUGUUGCUAUGGCCAGAGGUGGCCAUUCACAUACAUGUCCAACUUUCAGGUCUUUUCAGUCUUUGGCAUAAAGUCAAACUGGGGAUGUGUUUCCUCUUCCUUGAUCAAAGGAAUAAUGUUCAGUUAAUUUGAAGAAAGUCUCUUUGUCCAAUCAAGUCUCUAGUCUCUAAGAAUUGUCUCUGUGUAAAGAAAAAGUCUGUAAAGAAAAUCUCCAUCUCUUACAGGGCUUUAGCUGUCAUACUUAGUAUACCCAGCGUGUGGGUGGGGUAGACUUAAACUGUUUUGGAUUCCAAAACAGGCCUUCCAGUAAUAAUGCCUUAUGGAUCUCCAUUUUUGGAAAACAGGCCUCUCAGUAACAAUGCCUUAUGGAUCUCCAAUUUAGGAACAGGAGUCCAAAAAAAAAAAAAAAGCUGAAAAAGAAAGCAGGAAGACAGUGAGAGAGAAUGGGGGAGGGGGAACGGAUUACCCAUCUGUCGAUCAUCCUGUUCGGCAUCACUUUUGUCUCAGCCAAUCUUGUUGAAAUCCCUUGUCUCUCCACGGGUGGGGCAGGUAGGCCACUAUUCAGCUCCCAAACGACCCCUCCAUGGCCUCUUGAGAAAUGAUUCCUCCAUGGGCCUUCUUUCGCGAUCUGCAGUAAUCCUUUUUACUCUGGUCCUGCUGCAAUGGUUAACUUAUUUUAUUCUUUGUCACAUUGCCUCCGUGCUAUAUCCUCCUUUUGGCUUAAAAAGCAAGGUUGUUAGAUGGCAUAUGAAAAAGUCCCUCAUUGUCUCUCAAAUCCGUCAAAAAUCCGAAUUAUUUGCAAUGUCCCAUUACAAAAGGUCCUAUCCAGGAGAGUUGGGUCAAAAUAGAAAAUUGUAUGUUGUUGAGUUGGUCAGCCCUUACAGCCUCCAGCCUGAUGCCACACUCCAUCACAGCCUUAGCACUCAGCAACACCUAUAGGCCCUCCCAGGCCUCUCAAUAAACAUGUCUCAUAGACUUCUGGGUUUAUCCCAUACAGGAGUUCAGGACCUGUAGCAAAAAACAAUGAGAGGGAAAAGAAGGGGAGGGAAAUACUCAUCCUUCCAGGCUGUAUGGCUCUUGAAGCACUCUCUCUAGUCGUUUCGCUCACAUCCAAGGCAGGCCUCCUCAGAGGUUGUGCCUUUGACAACACACUCAUCUGUCUUGAAAUCCAACAAAAUCUUUCUUCUCUGCAUCUUUUUCUUUUCCUUUCCGCAAACGAUUUAACAAUCGUGUAUCCACUUGCUGCAAUGCAAUCUUCCACUCCAGUCCUGCUGCAGUGUUAAACUUACUCAAUUCCCCUUUUACACCGACUCGUUGAACAGCUCAAAAUUUGUUAGUAACACACGUUGAAAAGCCUCCUGCCGCUUCUCAAAUCUGGCAAAAUCCAGGCUGGGGGCGAUGGAAAAAAAUGCCCCUAUUUGCAUGAUCUAAUGUCCCGUUUACAAAAGUCCUAGUCCUUCCUUUCCGUAACCUUUAGAAAGAGUUGGGCCAAAAUCACAAAGUCCAGAAUCCAAAUCUCACAAAAUUAUUAUGAAGCAACAUGAGACGUAGCCAAUUAUAUCAUGUCUUUGGUUCUCAAAAGGAUAACUUUUUAUCACUUGGGCACUAGCUCCCUUUUUGAAUAAAAUGUCAAUCAAAAAUUUAAAAAUCAAUGUCAGUUCUUAAUCCUUCUGUGUCAGGAAUAUGGGGUCAAUUUUUUUUCAAAAACAAAUAUAUAUAUAUAUUUUUUCUUGCACUGCCAACUUGUGACAGUUUUCCAUACAAAGUCUCUACAACCAAUAACUCCUCUCCUUGUAUUCCAAAGUGCUGCAAAAAAAAAAAGAACCUCCAACAUUUCCCUAUAACCUGUAAGGGGUUUAAAGUCUGUAGCACCAUGUUCUCUAAAAACACUGAAGCAUUGUUCUUUCAAAACAAGGAUUUUUUUUUUUCAAGCCUAAGACCAUUUUUUUUCCAAAAAAAAAAUAUCUACAGCUUCCGAAUUGCUUCUGAACAAAUCUACUAACAUUGUUUAUAACUCUUUAUGCAUUUUGAAUUCAACACAUACAUCUCAUUCACACAAGGUCCACAGGAAUUCUGAUUAGUGGUUAGUUGUUUAGAUAAAGUCACACACUCUAUCUCAGCUCAUGAAACAUUCUCACCCAGUUGUCCCAAAAUAAGUCCAAAAGCAAGGAUUUAAGAUCCAGGUGAAAGACAGAACCCCAAUAUAUAUAUAUAUAUACACACAUUUACAUCAUCAUUUUCUUUCUUUCUUUUUUUCAUAUUAAAUUCACAUUACAUUUUUACAGCGGCUUUCAUUGACCUUGGCUGUCCACUGGAAUUCCAUUAUCUUUCUCUGGGCAUUUCGCCUGAGUUUUAACAAGAAUAACAGGGAGUUUUUACCUUGAACUGUUGCCAAGAUUUUCCCACUAUCUUUUUGGCAUGAGGCCCAGGUGCAAAAGAAAACUUUUUAAGAAAACAGCUUUUGUUUCUCAGAAAUAACAAGGAAAAAACUCCUUUUGAAACUCAAUUUUUAACAGCCUCCCUCCCUUUUUCUCGCCUCUCUGCAGCUUGCCAGCAAAAAGCAAACUAACACAGACAGACCCUCUUCGAAUCAGAUUUUUUCAACCGUAAUAAAACAUUUCUAGAUAUUUGUGCUCAACAUUUUUUGUGUAAAUCUAUAGACUCAUUUUUCAUUUUCACUUCAAUAUUACCACGAAACAUGCAGAACUUGAAACUCAUUAUUCCCCACACAUGACAAAGAAAUCAAACAGUUUUUUUUUUUUUUCCCCUUUCCCCGGGAGUUGCGACUCCUCAUGAGCCCUGCACGACUUGGUCUUGGGGCACCCUCACAAGUCUUGUUCUCUGGGGAAUUCCUUCUACGGCUCUACUUGCAACUGAGCCGAAAUUGUCUAACAUACACUGUAAUGGGGUGGUGGAUUUGAACCCACUGCCUCCCAUCCUGCCUAAUAGAGGGGACUGCCUUGGACUGGGCACCUGGACACUCAACGGUGUGUGUCAGGAAUAACAAGACAGAACCCCUUUAUACCUCCCUGGGAACCUUUGUGUCCCUCCCGGCGCUGUUCCCUUAGUGUCUCAUUUUAACCACUAUACUUGCCAGAUUGCUGUAGACGUCGGACCAACCUUCGCCCCUGGACUUUUCCCUGGAUCCUUUUCCCUGCCUGGUUUCUUUGGAACCUCGCUGUCGUUGCGGCUCCCACCGUCGGCCGGCGUUGGCAUCAGAGGCAAGUACCGCAGCCGGUCUUACAAUAUUCAGGGGCCCCUUCUCGUCUCACGGUAGUUGCCUCUGGCCCCCACCGCCGAGUUGGGACCGUCCCGCCAACGGGAUCCGUCUCCGAUCUCCUGGUCCGUCUUAUUGUGGAAUCACGUCGGGGUCACCAGAAAAUGUAGCGGAAACCAGACUUCCCCUCUUCUCGGCUUGUGUGUCUGUGCGGACGCAGUGGAAGUAGGAGACAGACAACUGGAGGUUUUUUCCAAAGAAAGCAGUUUACUAAAAGUUUCCUGCAGCUGCAGAGGUUCAUCCCACGCACAACUAGAUGCUGAAAAGGGAGAACCCCGCAGACAGGGUCGAGUGUCUAUUUAUACAAUUCAGUGGGUUCAGUUUACGACCGCCCACAUAUCAAACCAUUGGUGCAUAUUUGUGGUGCAGUAUUACAUUUCAUUACUUUCGUUUCUCUCAAAACACAUGAUUUCAGGGAAACCAUGUGUUAACUCAUCGGCUGUGUUCCUGGCCUGCUCGUACCUCCUUAUAUGGCCAUUUCCUCCUACCCCUUCAUUCCUGCCUUAGUGUGAUAAAGUUCCAAAACAAAAAAAGAAAAUCAAAUACAGGUGAGGAAAAAAUGACAGAUUUUAUAAUAAAUGUGCCAAAUGUUUGACUCUCAGAUGUUUGUUCAUGGUUCUUCAUGUAAUUACCUGUUGUAAAGUUUUCUCUGUUUGCUCUACUUAUAUUGUGCUACUGAAAUUAUUGAAGUAUUUGGGUGCAUCUGUUAUUGCAGAGUAGGGACUAUGUAUGUUCAGUUUCAGCUUUGGGGUUUAGAAUUUCAAUAGGAGUUUCAAAUUGAGUGAAAACCACCCAUUAUUUACUAUUGAGCCUUGAUAAUAAUAUAAUAAUAAUAACUUUAUUUUUGUACCCCACCUCCAUCUCCCUGAAGGGACUCGGGGCAGCUUUACAUAUAGCACAAGGUGCCUAAAACAAUUCAUAAAAUAAAGACAGUACAAUACAAAAUAAAACCACAAGUAUAUAAAACAACUAUCUGAACUCAGAACACCGCCCAAUAACCUAUGGUGUCAUCUUUCAUAAACACAUGGCCAACUGUAAACAAGAAGAAAGGAAAGGGAUAGUGCUAGGUGUAGCUAAGGAACAAGGGAAUUGGAUAAAUGUGCUGUGCUGUAUAAAUAACAACAACAACAACAACAACAACUACUACUACUACUACUACUACUUUAUUUUUAUAUCCCCCCUCCAUCUCCCUGAAGGGACUCAGGGUGGCUUACAUGGGAACAAGCCCAAUCCAACAAAAUUUAAAACCAAACAUAGAUUAAAACAUAUCUCAAUAGAAGCAACAACAUCAUAAUUGCAGACCAUUGGGCUAGACAUUCUCAAAGGCUUGUCUAAACAUCCAAGUCUUCAAUUCCCUCCAGAAGGAGGAUAGGGUGGGGGCCUGCCUAAUUUCCCUGGGGAGGGCGUUCCAUAGCCAGGGGGCCACCACCGAGAAGGCCCUUCCCCUCGUCCCCACCAACUGUGGUUGUGACGGUGGUGGAACCACGAGAAGGACCUCAAUAUGCUCAUUGUUACCACUAGCAAUAGUAAUACUGUACUUCCCAUCAAGCCUGUCUAUGAUGGCAAGGGCUGAUGAGUGUUGACUUAUAAUAGCCAGCCUGAGAGCCACAUGUCCCCCAUCUUCACUGUACAAGAUACAAACAAUGUCAUUAGCGACAUGUAUAAAAAUUAAGGUAGCUUGCACUUUAUUCCAAUAUCCCAUUCAUAAUGCAGAAUGAGACACCAACAUAUCCACAACUCAAAUUAUGUACAUACAGUGAAAUCCAGUGGUUUGGGCAUUGGACUACAACUUUGGAGAAGGGGGUUUAAGUCCCUGCUCAGACAGCUCUGUAUGUGUAGAAAAGUAGAAAUUGUAUUUAAUUAUGGAUUGAAGAACAUCACCCAUGAAUAUGGAACACUUAUCAGACCUCAGAGCAAAUGUUUUGGGAAUUUCCUUCAGAUAGCGCUUGUACGUUAUAUAUUAUUACAAUUGUACUGGUGACUUCUAUGGAUACUUCUAUUGUAAAACUAUGUAGCCUUGAUUUUUUGUUCUAUUUGAGUAGUUUCAUUUUUUUUAAUAAAGUCAUUUUUUGCCUUAUGAUUUCAA